AUGCGGUCCUCUACGAGACUCACCUCGUCCGCAGCGCUUCUCCUCGCUUCUACGCCUCUGAUCAAUGCCUCACCACACCCCAUCGACAAGCGCCAAGCCGCAGCACCAGCAACCACACCCUCCCCCUCCACAGACCCACCCGACGCCACGAGCACAGAAAAUAGCGUCCUCCUCACGAUCCAGCUCGACUCCUCCCUCUCCAGCACCACAACCCUCACUGUUCCCCUCGACACUGUUGCUCUAUCCAACUUCAUGCAGCGCGCCACCUUCGGCACCUCCCUCACCGCGCCCGGCAUCUUCUGCGGCGCGUUUCAGGAUACCGGCGCCAGUGUGUUGAUCGGGUCGAUCUUCGAUAGUGCGCAGCCGGGGCAAUUUCAGGCACAGGGCCGGCCAAGUCUGGCGGAAAGUUAUUACUGUAGCCGGAACAAGAUUGCGGUGGAGAGGCGGGUCAAGGAGACGGUGGUGGUUGGUGGGGAGGGGAGCUAUGCGUGGAAGAUGGAGGGGCAGGAGCGACAGCAUGGGCAGCCGCCUGUUGGUGGAGGUGGAGGUGGUGAUACGGUUGCACGACCAUUUUCCGCGCCUCCUGUUGUCGGUGCAGGCGGUGGAGAUACGGCGAGCAGGCCGACUGUGGCUGGUGGUGCUGAUGGUGGUGAUAAAGGUUGGGAGCCAGGGAAGGGCCAAGAUCCCAAGCAUGAGUAUACGCAUAUGGCUGGAGCGCCUCAGCCGACGCCUGACUCUGGUGGUGGGGAUAAGGGUGCUCAGAACUAUGAUGAUAAGCCGUGGGAGCAUGGUCAAGGUCAAGAUCCGAAGCAUGUAUACACGCACGUGCAAGGCUCGGCUCCCCAGCCUACCGUCGCGUGGGCCAAGCCGCCGCAAGGUGGUCAGUAUGGCGGCGGCGGCGGGGACAAGGGCUACAAUCCGAACAACCAGUACGGGGGCGACGACAAGCCUGACGGCGGAGCCCCUUCUCAACCACAACAGACUGGUGACGCGAAGCCCUGGGGCUCGAAGGGUAUUGAUGAGAAGACCUCCUAUCAGCCGAGGCCAUCGGACCAUGUGGAGGAAGGGAAGGGUUGGGAGCAGGGCAAAGGUGCGGGACCGGCGCCUGGGUAUCAGCACAUGAAUGGUGGAACUCGGAGUGGGUAUCGCCUGUGA
Messenger RNA from Cyphellophora attinorum, 1155 nucleotides. RefSeq lists its product as uncharacterized. The transcript is spliced from 2 exons. NCBI's taxonomy places the organism in Eukaryota, Fungi, Ascomycota, Eurotiomycetes, Chaetothyriales, Cyphellophoraceae. The record is from RefSeq and is a predicted model, not a curated record. The coding region runs from base 1 to 1155 and encodes 384 amino acids.